Messenger RNA from Hirundo rustica (Barn swallow), 4957 nucleotides. RefSeq names its product nuclear receptor binding protein 2 (gene NRBP2). The transcript has 18 exons. NCBI's taxonomy places the organism in Eukaryota, Metazoa, Chordata, Aves, Passeriformes, Hirundinidae. Gene Ontology annotation, cellular component: endomembrane system; cytoplasm. Gene Ontology annotation, molecular function: protein serine/threonine kinase activity; ATP binding. Gene Ontology annotation, biological process: endoplasmic reticulum to Golgi vesicle-mediated transport; intracellular signal transduction; protein phosphorylation. The record is from RefSeq and is a predicted model, not a curated record. Bases 529 to 2022 code for a protein of 497 amino acids.
AGCGCGGCGGGGCUCCAGGCGGUGCGGAGCCGCUGCCAUCGCUGCCGCUCGGAUCGGAUCGGUUCGGUUCGGUUCGGCGCGCAUCAGCUCGGCUCGACGCGAUUCAGAGCUGCUCGGGUCGUAUCGGAUGGGAUCAAAGCGGAUCGGGUCAGACUAGAGCUCGGCACAGCCCAGGAGAUUUCGGCACAGCCCGGCACGGCUCGGCUCGGCACAGCCCGGCAGAUUUGGCACAGCUCGGCUCGGCACAGCUCGGCGGAUUCGGGCACAGCUCGGCGGAUUUGGGCUCAGCCCGGCAGAUUUGGCACAGCUCGGCCCGGCACAGCCCGGCAGAUUUGGGCACAGCCCGGCGGAUUUGGGCUCAGCCCAGCAGAUUCGGGCACAGCUCGGCGGAUUCGGGCACAGCUCGGCGGAUUUGGGCUCAGCCCAGUAGAUUCGGGCACAGCCCUGCACAGCUCGGCUCGGCACAGCUCGGCUCGGCACAGCUCGGCGGGUUCGGGCGCAGCCCGCACAGCGCGGCUGGCGGCGGGGAUGGCGGUGCCCGAGCCGGACGCGCGGCUGGCGCAGGAGAAGGAGGAGGAGAGCGAGGAGGAGAGCGAGGUGCUGGAGGAGAGCCCCUGCGGCCGCUGGCAGAAGCGCCGCGAGCAGGUGAACCAGGGGAACAUGCCCGGCAUCCAGAGCACCUUCCUGGCCAUGGACACGGAGGAGGGCGUGGAGGUGGUGUGGAACGAGCUGCUCUUCACCGACAAGAAAGCCUUCAAAGCGCACGAGGAGAAGAUCAAGACCAUGUUCGAGCAGCUGGUGCUGGUGGAUCACCCCAACAUCGUCAAGCUCCACAAGUACUGGCUGGAUGUGAAGGACUCGAAGGCGCGGGUCAUCUUCAUCACGGAGUACGUGUCCUCGGGGAGCCUCAAGCAGUUCCUGAAGAAAACCAAAAAGAACCACAAGGCCAUGAACGCCCGGGCCUGGAAGCGCUGGUGCACCCAAAUCCUCUCGGCUCUCAGCUUCCUGCACUCGUGUGAGCCCCCCAUCAUCCACGGCAACCUCACCAGCGACACCAUCUUCAUCCAGCACAACGGCCUCAUCAAGAUCGGCUCCGUCUGGCACCGGGUCUUUGCCAACGCGCUCCCGGACGAUCUCCGCAGCCCCAUCAGGAUCGAGCGGGAGGAGCUGCGGAACCUGCACUUCUUCCCCCCGGAAUACGGCCAGAAGGCAGACGGCACGGCCGUGGACAUCUUCUCCUUUGGGAUGUGCGCGCUGGAGAUGGCCGUGCUGGAGAUCCAGACCAACGGGGACACGCGGGUCUCGGAGGAGGCGAUCGCGCGCGCCCGGCACUCCCUGGAUGAUCCCAACAUGCGGGAGUUCAUCCUGUCCUGCCUGACCCUGAACCCCGACAAGCGCCCGACCGCCAACAGCCUCCUGUUCCACCGCGUGCUCUUCGAGGUCCAUUCCCUGAAGCUGCUGGCAGCUCACUGCUUCAUCAACCACCAGUAUCUGAUGCCGGAGAACGUGGUGGAAGAGAAGAUCAAGGAGCUGGACCUGAACAUGGUGAUGGCCGAGAUCCGCAGGGAGGGCCGGCCCGGCGCGCAGUGGAGGUACUCGGAGGUUUCCUUCCUGGAGCUCGACAAGUUCCUGGAGGACGUCAGGAACGGGAUCUACCCGCUGAUGAACUUCGCCGUCUCCAGACCCCACGCCCUCCCUCGCGCCCUGUCCCAGCCGCAGGAGGAUCCCCAGAAAGCCAAGACUCCCACGCCGGAGCCCUUCGAUGUGGAGACCAGGAAGGUGGUGCAGAUGCAGUGCAGCAUGGAGCUGAACGAGGACAAGAGCCAGUGGCACCUCACGCUCCUGCUCAUCCUGGAGGACAAACUGCACCGACAGCUCAGCUAUGACCUGCUGCCCACUGAUAACUCCAAGGAUUUGGCCACAGAGCUGGUGCAUUACGGAUUCAUCCACGAGGACGACUGUGAGAAGCUGGCCACGUUCCUGGAGAGCGCCUUCCACAAGCACCGCUCCCAAGCCCUGUGAGCCGGGCACCCGCCGCAGGUGGAUCCAGGGGAUCGAGGUGCCGGACUGGAGGAUCCCAGAGGGCUCCCGACCCACCAAACUGCAGCAGGGCAGAGCUCUCCUGGCCGGGCCCUGGGCCCACGGGGAUUUCCCCAAUCCUCGCUCUGGGAAGGCAGCAGCUGGCGGAGGACUCGGAAAACACCAGGAAUGAUGUCCCGGGCGCUGGGACUCGUGCUGUGGUCCCUGCUCCCGAGGGGAGGUGUGGGGGAGCGGGCAGCAGCCCCCAGCAGCCCCUUCCCAGUGGGGUGUGUGCUGCUGCAGGAACCCCCAGCCGGAUCCGUUUCCCUCUGGGAAUGAGCGGCUUUUCUUGCUGCAGGUCCCAAAGCUAUUUUUUCCCUCUGCCAUCUGGAAUGGUCCUUGCUCAGGGGAGGGGAGGAGCAGGCUUGGGAAGCCCCGGUGCAGCUUCCCAUCUGCCAUAUUCCACUCUCGAUCCUGAAUUUCCCCAGGUUUAGGGUUUCCACUGUGCUGCCUGUGCUCAGGUUCCUCACCGUGAGCUGGGGCAGGGUGAGCUGGAUGCGAUAUGGCUGGAGAAGAAAUUCCCGAAAUCCUGACCCACCACCUGCAACCACGCAUGUGGAUCGGCAGGAAUCUCACUGAUGCUCCACAGAAUCCUUGUCACUCCCCAGUUCCUCCUCCCGAAAUCCCUCGGCAUCCUCAGGAGGAAGCUCCGGUGCCUCUUCCUCCCGUUCCUCCUGCGGUGACUGGAACUCCAGUCCCCAGCCUGGAGACGGAAGAACUGCCACCAUCGCCACCCCAGUGCUGCCCUUUGCCAGGGACGCUUGGUUGACGUGGAGAAAAGUGCAAAAAAAAAAAGGAAUUGUCUCUGUCCAAGGCGCAAAAAAGGAAUCGUCUCUGUCCAAGAGCCGUGCAGUGCUGUUCCCGCUGUGCCAGGGAAAACUGGCUCUGGAACCCUGCUCUGUGCUGUGCCAGGGAAAACUGGCUCUGAUAUCCUGCUCUGUGCUGGUGCUGUUCCUGCUGUGCCAUAGGAAACUGGCUCUGAUGUCCUGCUCUGUGCUGGUGCUGUUCCUGCUGUGCCAUAGGAAACUGGCUCUGAUAUCCUGCUCUGCGCUGUGCCAGGGAAAACUGCCCCUGGAACCCUGCUCUGUGCUGUGCCAGGGAAAACUGCCUCUGAUAUCCUGCUCUGUGCUGUGCUGGUGCUGUUCCUGCUGCUCCCAUUGUGCCAGGGGAACCGCCUCUGGCACCCUGCUCUGCUCUGUGCUGGUGCUGCUCCUGCUCUGCCAUAGGAAACUGCCUCUGGCACCCUGGUCUGCACUGCUCUCUGCCAGGAUUUGUGCCAGUUGUCCUCCUGCUGCUCCUGCUGUGCCAGGGAAAACUGCCUCUGAUAUCCUGCUCUGUGCCAGUGCUGCUCCCCCUGUGCUGGGGGUAUCCGGCUCUGGCACUGUCCUGGUGAUCUGCACCAUGCCAGUGUUCCAUGCCGGUGUUCCGUGCUGGUGCUGCUCCCGCUGUGCCAGGGAAAUGUGCCCCUGGCACCCUGCUCUGUGCUGGUGCUGCUCCUGCUGCUCAGACUGUGCCGGUUCUGGUGCUGUCCUGGUGAUCUGCACCAUGCUGGUGCUCCGUGCCACUGCUCUGUGCCAGUGCUGCUCCUGCUGUGCCAGGGAAAACUGCCUCUGGAACCCUGAUGGUGUUCUGUGCCACUGCUCUGUGCCACUGCUCCGUGCCAGUGCUGUUCCUGCUGUGCCAGGGAAAACUGCCUCUGGCACCCUGCCAGUGUUCUGUGCCACUGCUCUGUGCUGGUGUUUCUCCAGCUGUGCCAUAGGAAACUGCCCCUGGCACCCUGCUCUGUGCUGUGCCAGGGAAAUGUGCCUCUGGCACCGUGGUCUGUGCUGUGCCAGUGGUUUUUCUGCUGCCUCUGCUGUGCCAGGAAAAUCUGCCUCUGGCAUCCUGCUGUGUGCUGAUGCUCUGUGCUGCUCCUGCUGUGCGGUGGGAGUGCAGCUCCGGCACCCUGCUCUGUGCUGUGCCGGUGCUGCUGCUGCUGUGCCAGGGAAAACUGCCUCUGGCACCCUGCUCUGUGCUGUGCCGGUGCUGCUCCUGCUGCUCCUGCUGUGCCAGGGAAAACUGCCUCCGGCACCCUGCUCUGUGCUGUGCCGGUGCUGCUCCUGCUGUGCCAGGGAAAACUGCCUCUGGCAUCCUGUGCUGUGCUGUGCCAGGGAAAACUGCCUCUGGCACCCUGCUCUGUGCUGGUGCUGCUCCCGCUGUGCCAGGGAAAACUGUUCCUGGCACCCUGCUCUGUGCUGUGCCGGUGCUGAUCCUGCUGCUCCUGCUGUGACAGGGAAAACUGCCUCUGGCAUCCUGUGCUGUGCUGUGCCAGGGAAAACUACCCCUGGCACCCUGCUCUGUGCUGAGCCAGUGCUGCUCCUGCUGCUCAGACUGUGCUGGUUCUGGUGCUGUCCUGGUGAUCUGCACCACGCUGGUGCUCCGUGCCACUGCUCCGUGCCACUGCAGCUCCUGCUGUGCAGGGAAAACUGCUCCUGGCACCCUGCUGGUGUUCUGUGCCACUGCUCUGUGCCACUGCUCCAUGCCAGUGCUGCUCCUGCUGCUCCCACUGUGCCCUGGAGCUGUCUCUGGCCUCCUGCCCCAUGCUGGUGUUCCCUCCCUGCUGGAGCUCUGCGUGCCACCUCCUGCCCUGCGCUGCUCGUGCUUUGUGGCGUCGCUCCAGCUGCAUCCCGGAGGGAUUUCAUCCACGCUCAGCCAGCCCGGGCUGCAUUCCCAGCUGUGCUGCAUCCCGGAGGGAUUUCAUCCACGCUCAGCCAGCCCAGGCUGCAUUCCUGGCUUACCCAGGGUGCAUCCCCAGCCGUGCCGCAUCCCCAGCCGUGCCAGCGUUCCAACCGGACAAAUCAAUAAAGCAGCCAGUCCCACUGGAGGGCUCUGCACCAAA